ACCCACGUGUGUGCUGCCAAAACAAGAAGUGAUGCACUUUUUCUGCAGUGCUGGUCGGGGAACGGAGAAGUUUGUUGCUGAGGAAAUCAGGCGAAAGCUUAGUGGGAGAGAGAUUCAGGUGACUGAUGGAAAGGUAUUUUUCCAAGCAGAUGCAGCAGAUUCAGGAGCAGUUGGCCAGCUCAGGUCAAUAGAAAGGGCGUUUGUCCAGGUGGUCCGACACAGCUGUCUAGAUGGUGUGAAAACUGUCAAAGAUGUUGGAAAUAUCAUUCUGUCUAAGGAUCUCUGGACCAGUUCCGACCUUAUAGAUUUGGUAGCUAAGAUACACAGUCCAGAGGGAAAUGCUUCAUCUCCAGAAAGUAAAAAAAGACGCAUAGAAGAAGAGAAACCUCCGGUAACAUUUAGGAUAUCUUGUAAAUGUGCUGGGAGAAUUGGACGGAGGAUUCAAUCUCAGGUGCUGUCAAGAUACAUUGGUUGCGGUCUUCAGCGAUUGGUCAAUUGGAAGGUUAAUUUACGCAACCCAUCUAUAGAGAUAUGUGUCCAUAUGAACGAUGACCGACUGACUGUGGGUAUCCCUCUUCAGAGCAUUCCGGUUUCUAAGCGUAGCUACAUUCGUCACUUUGGUCUGCGAGGGACGAUCGCCUGGAUCAUGUCAGAUUUACUAGAUAUACAGCCUUGUGAUGUGGUACUGGACCCCAUGUGUGGGAAAGCCACUCUCCUUGUCGAAGCUUGUCACAACUUCAUGGCAGCAUCCUAUCUAGGUAUGGACAUCAAUAAGGACCAGCUAUCAAAGGCUGCAGAAAAUCUUCUUUGGUCACGUCUCUAUGGCAACAUAGGACUUGUUCAAGGUGAUGCUAGGUGUAUGCCACUGGCUUCUGGAAGCAUUGACAAGGUCUUGUGUGAUGCUCCGUUCGGUCAGAACUUUCACCCGGAUUGUGAGAAUAUUUUGGAAUUCUAUAAGAAGAGUCUCAUGGAAAUAUCCAGGGUUCUGAAACCUGGGGGACGUUUGGUGUUGUUGACAAGUCAACAACUAAGUUUAAAAGUCUGUGGUCUGUGUGGACAGUCUGAUGACAAAGACAGUGAGCCAGAGUCCAAACAGAAGGCUGGUGGCAUGGCCACCACAUCUAAUGAGCCUGAUCAGGUCAAGGUCACUCAAUCGCAUGGACAGGUCGAGGUCACAGCAUUGCAUGAUCAGGUCAAGGUCACUCCAUCAUCUGGUCAGGUCAAGGUCACUCCAUUGCAUGGACAGGUCAAGGUCACUCCAUUGCAUGAUCAGGUCAAGGUCACUCCAUUGACCCUCAAAAAUAGUGGCAUGACCGAAAGUGACAAAGGAAACUCCACCAUACAAGGAACAUCAGAAUGUGAGAGUGAGUCAACAGUAAUACUUGAUCAGAAAUUAGCAUAUCAUCCUCCUAGUGAUUUAAAAUCUGACAAAAGUAUGAUUUGUGAACCUCAGAAGACUUUUGUACAGACUGACAAAAAAAACCAUAGUGAUAAUGUUCCAGAGGGAGAAUCAGUUCUGCAGGAGGAGCAACGUCAAGGUCGUAUUAGUUCAUCCUCUCAAGGUCAUAUUAAUGACUUUGGUUGUAUUACAAACGAUGAUAAAAAUCAAACAAGUCCACACAGAAAAGACAACUCACUGACUUAUCUGAACAAAUUACAGGUCAUGGCAAGUCACUAUGUCAAGCUAGGAGAGACUGAUGCCACUAUAUGUGUGAUUCACAAAGUCGAUGAGAGGUGAAUGAAGUAAUAAAUUAAUUUACAAUUUG
Messenger RNA from Pecten maximus, 1766 nucleotides. RefSeq names its product THUMP domain-containing protein 2-like. Lineage: Eukaryota; Metazoa; Mollusca; Bivalvia; Pectinida; Pectinidae. Bases 32 to 1738 code for a protein of 568 amino acids. The transcript has 10 exons. Gene Ontology annotation, biological process: tRNA methylation. The record is from RefSeq and is a predicted model, not a curated record. Gene Ontology annotation, molecular function: tRNA (guanine) methyltransferase activity; RNA binding.